AUGGCAGCGGGUAAAGGCCCUGGAGCCGCCAGGGGCCUCCUGCAACGUCUGGAUGCUGGCGAGGUUGUUGUGGGAGAUGGCAGCUUUCUGAUCACACUGGAGAAGCGGAGCUUUGUGAAGGUUGGGUGCUGGACGCCAGAGGCUGUGGUGGAGCACCCCAACGCAGUGCGUCAGCUCCACAUGGAGUUCCUGAGGGCGGGCUCCAACGUCAUGCAGACCUUCACCUUCUCAGCCAGUGAGGACAUCAUGGAGAGCAAGUGGGAAGCUGUCAACGAGGCUGCUUGUGACCUGGCCCAGGAUGUGGCCAACCAGGGUGAUGCCCUGGUGGCCGGGAGCAUCUGCCAGACAUCCCUGUACACACGGCACAGGGACGAGACCAAGAUCAAAAAGCUAUUCCGGUCACAGAUAGAGGUGUUUGUCAGGAAGAACGUGGACUUCCUGAUUGCGGAGUACUUCGAGCAUGUUGAAGAGGCUGUGUGGGCUGUGCACGUCCUGAGGGAAUCGGGGAAGCCCGUGGCGGUCAGCCUGUGCAUCGGGCCUGCAGGGGACUUGCACGGUGUGACCCCCGGCGAGUGCGCUGUGCGGCUGGUAGAGGCAGGGGCAGACGUCGUGGGCGUGAACUGCCGCUUUGGUCCCUCGACCAGCCUGGAAACCUUGGCACUCAUGAAGGAGGGCCUGAGGGCCAAGGGGCUGAAGGCCCACCUCAUGGUACAGGCCCUGGCCUUCCACACCCCCGACUGUGGCAAGGGGGGCUUCCUGGACCUGCCUGAAUACCCCUUUGCCCUGGAGCCCCGCGUGGCCACCCGCUGGGACAUUCAGAAGUAUGCCAGGGAGGCCUACAACCUGGGCGUCCGCUACAUCGGCGGCUGCUGCGGGUUCGAGCCCUACCACAUCAGGGCCAUCGCGGAGGAGCUGGCCCCGGAGAGGGGGUUCUUGCCCCCGGCGUCAGAGAAGCACGGCAGCUGGGGCAGCGGCCUGGACAUGCACACCAAACCCUGGAUCAGGGCCAGGGCUCGGCGAGAGUACUGGGAGAGCCUGCAGCCAGCCUCGGGCAGGCCCUUCUGUCCAGCGCUGUCCAAGCCAGAUGUCUAG
Ochotona curzoniae (black-lipped pika) is the source of this 1092-nucleotide messenger RNA. RefSeq names its product betaine--homocysteine S-methyltransferase 2 (gene BHMT2). The transcript has 8 exons. Gene Ontology annotation, molecular function: betaine-homocysteine S-methyltransferase activity; zinc ion binding. Bases 1 to 1092 code for a protein of 363 amino acids. The record is from RefSeq and is a predicted model, not a curated record. NCBI's taxonomy places the organism in Eukaryota, Metazoa, Chordata, Mammalia, Lagomorpha, Ochotonidae.